Mizuhopecten yessoensis (Yesso scallop) is the source of this 3114-nucleotide messenger RNA. Its product is annotated as sperm-tail PG-rich repeat-containing protein 2-like. NCBI's taxonomy places the organism in Eukaryota, Metazoa, Mollusca, Bivalvia, Pectinida, Pectinidae. The coding region runs from base 210 to 2042 and encodes 610 amino acids. The record is from RefSeq and is a predicted model, not a curated record. The transcript has 12 exons.
CGUAAAGAAGUCGAUACACUGGCGGCCAUAUUGUACCAUAGCAACAGAAGUAAAUGGAAGGACAGUGAUAGUUUUAUCAUUGUUUUUAUCCAGGAUAAUUCAACUAUAGAGAAGGAUAUAUGCAUGGCAGUACAGAUGAAGGGUUAGUGUAAUAUCCAGCUUAUUGAAAAAGCUCACUGAAAAAAAAAUCCAAGGGAAAAAAUACAAAGAUGUAUGACCGAGCACCUAGAGAUUUGGUUGCCCUUUAUGGAUCCACACCUCACAAUGUGGGGCCUGGCUCUUACGAUGCUGCAUUUACUGGCAAGGGCAGGAUAAAAGCUGAUGGCUAUGCCCCAUUCUUGUCUAUGACCAGUCGGGAUGGUUUCUUCAAUAUCCGAGACCAGGUGGUUGCAGCCCCUGGACCAGGUCACUAUGACCCAUCUCUUGCUCAGGAUAUGAUCAAGGGUGGUAAAACAUUAGCCAACAAAUCUAAGAGGUUCGCCGAUUCUGUCACAGACAAUCCUGGCCCAGGAACAUACAGUGUUGACAAGUACACAGAGUUUAGGACAUCAAAGUCUGCUCCAGUGCAGGGAAGUAAGGACAAGUCUGGCGCACUUUUAUCCAGCAGAAUUAAGUUCCACAGGAAGCCCGAAGCACCCUCUAUACCUAUGUCAGGUCAGGCAUACGGGUAUGAAGAGUGUGACGAUGGGACAUUGAAGAAACAGGCACCUCCUGACCGUGAUGUUAGUUUGGGUCCCGCAUUCUACAAGCCCAGCAGUGAGGUCACAAAACCUACAAAGAAUUACAAAGGCGUACAUUUUGGAAAGUUGACCUCCAAGCGGUUGGAUCUGAGUGUGGGUAAACAUGGGCCUGGUCCAGGGGAAUAUGAGCCGUACCGGGAAAUUGCGGCCAAGGUUGAAAAUGUUAAUGCAGAGGAACCACAACAUGUCAAGUUUGAGGCAAGGAUUCCACGGUACCAUGAAGCUAUAGUCAAGGAUGAAGAAAAAAGGGCUGUUCCAGGUCCUGGGAAGUACGAUUCCAAAGGCUUGUUUGAUGCAGAGCCUCCAAAAUUGAAUACAGAGGGCAUAGAGGUGGAACACCCUCCCUUUAUGUCCCAGUCCAAGGACAAUUUGGUUGGCUACAAAGUCUACCUCAUCUCCACCUUCCUCACUGUAGGACAAGGGUUGGCUACAAAGCCUGCUUCAUCUCCACCUUCCUCACUGUAUGACAAUUGGGUUGGCUACAAAGCCUACCUCAUGUCCAACUUCCUCACUGUAGGACAAGGGUUGAUUACAAAGCCUGCCUCUUGUCCACCUCUUUUACAUUAUAAAGAGGGUUGGCCACAAAGCCUGCCUCAUCUCCCCCUUCCUCAAUGUCCGGGAGCAUACAACAUUACAGGUAUGGGUUCAGACAGUAUGAGGAAGGCUUAUAUUGAGAGCACACGUAAGGGAGUGUUUGGUACGACUUCUUCCAGAAUCAAGACGAUGACAAAGAAGGAUGAAGUGGAGAUCCCUGGCCCAGCCCACUACCAGGUCAAGGAAAAACCUUUCAAAAACAGAUACCCUAACCUGUCUUCGACCUUCGCCUCUGUGACCUCUCGCCUCAACGAGGCCCCAAGUGUCGUCAAGGAGUUACCUCCCCCUGGAUCAUAUGAGGUACAAGAUGCUUAUGAGAAAUCUCAAAUCAAGAGAGACAGAAUUAAACCGAGAACAGAGAAUGCCAAGAGGAAGCAGGGGUCGUUCCUGUCAGCAGCAUCUAGAUUUGCACCACCAAGGGAUGUGGUCGUUUCACAAAAUGAUCCUGAAAAUCCAGGUCCAGGAGCCUACCAGCAUACUGAUGCCAUCAAUAAGAAGGGUGGGCUGAUGGUGACCAAAGACAAGAGAUUCAAGGAGAUCAAGUCAGAAGGCCCCGGCCCAGGAACUUACGAGUUUUCACCGCUGGUCCAGGACACGGUACUCCAGGGAACGUUUAACGCCACCCUCAACAAUCCCAUAGCCACACAGGUGGACACUGCUAUCCACGCCACCAACUCUGCAAAACAUGCUUUCCUCCUCGGGGUGUGACCCUGCCCCCAAACAACACCCUCAGACAGACAUCUUGUGAUACACCAAGUUCUUAACAUGCUUUAUUGGAAAGAAGAGAAGAUUGUAUCAGCUUUUCAGAAAACAAUGAAACAGAAUUGCUGAUGGAAUCAAGAAAAGCGUUGCUGGAGAAGUUGGGGCAUUAGAAGAACUGUAAUGAUGUAUUCCUGUAUUUUAUACCAGAAACAUGUCUGUGUUGUGAAAGUAACAUAUAUGUAUGAAUGAAAAUGAUUUUUUAAAAGUAAAUUACAGAAACGUAAAGUCUACACUACAGUAUUGAUAGCUCAUGCUGAGCACUUAAACUGCUGAGUUUGUACCAUUUCACACUCUAUCUGUAUAACAUAGGGGUUCUGUGAUAAAAUCCUCUUCUCUGGUAAUCUUCUCACAUUUGUAAAUAUGUCUUUGUCUUAGAUGAAUAAUUGAUUCUCUCCUACCUAAGAUAAUUCCCCAAUGCUUGCAGCAUUUUAGUAAUGUGUUUUAUUAAAGAGGCACUUCGCGAGAUUAUUCUUUUUUAUCAAUUAAUGCUUUUAAGUUGUGUAAUACAAAUAUUAUACAUUUAGAAAUCUCUUUUAUAGCAGCAAGUAAACUGGCUAUAAACUUACUUAAACUGUUAUAUAUUAAUUUUCUUCAACUACAUCAUCACAUGAAAAUAUCUUACAUUCUCAUAAAUGUCCAUUGCCCACAUAGUAAGUAUUUCAUUGGUAACAGGCCGUUACUACUGAGUAAUCACACGGUCUUACCCUUGUACAUUUGUAUAAGCAACUUGUGUCUGUGAUAUUUUGUACGAUUUUUGUGUUUUUAAAUUAUAUUCUUGUGUAUCACUGUAAUUAAAACCAGUGUUUAUGACAUGUAGUGUCCCAGGGAUGAGGGUUCAGCCAGGUUGUGGUGUCAGAUGCUGGCAUCACUAAGGUAUCACUGGAAGGUUUCAUACAACUUAAUACACAGUACAAUCAGGACAUUGGAACAAUCCUGUAACACAUCCAGUUUAAAACCCAAACAUCAAACCCAAAAUUUUGAUACUCUAAUUUUGUAUACCACUUUUUGAAAUUUUAUU